AUGAGCAUCAACAAAAAGGAAGUUGAAACUUUCUUGGAUAGCAAUCCAGAUUUUGCCAAGCAGUAUUUCGAGAAGAAACUGGAGGACAGAGUCUUCUGUCCCAAGAUGAACGGUGAACUGUCCUCUGAAGAUAGCAUAGGUUUUGAGGGAAUGGACCCUGUAGAAACAGAAACUCUUUUUGAGCUGAUACAAGACAUGCAGGAGAGCAUCAACAUGGAGAAGGUGGUUUUCAAGACCCUCAAAAGAAUCAGUGCUCUCAUCAAUGCUGCGUGGUGCAGUCUGUUUAUGUACAGGCAGCGAAAUGGCACUCCAGAGCUGGCUAGCCGGCUGUUCAAUGUCCAUAAGGACAGCACCUUGGAAGAAUGUCUGGUGACCUCUGACUGUGAAAUUGUUUUUCCACUGGACACAGGUGUAUUGGGCCAUGUUGCUCAGACCAAGAAGACCAUAAACAUCCAGAAUGCUCUUGAGUGCCAACAGUUUAGUACAUUUGUUGAUGAACUCACUGGGUCUACUACAAAGAAUAUUCUUGCCACACCAAUAAUGAAUGGCAAAGAUGUGGUUGCUGUGAUCAUGGCAGUGAAUAAGAUCGGAGGUCCUUUUUUCACCAGUGCAGAUGAAAAUGUAUUCCUGAAGUAUCUCAAUUUUGCCUCUUUGAACCUGAAAAUUUAUCAUCUGAGCUACCUUCAUAAUUGCGAAACACGAAAAGGUCAGGAAAUUGCCUUUUAUAAGGUCAUUGAUUAUAUUUUACAUGGAAAGGAAGAAAUUAAAGUUAUCCCAAAUCCCAAGGAAGAUCACUGGGCACUGAGUAGCGGCCUCCCUACUUAUGUAGCAGAAACUGGUUUUAUUUGCAAUAUUAUGAAUAUAGCAGCAGAUGAAAUGUUUACAUUUCAGAAAGGCCCUGUUGAUGAAUCAGGAUGGAUCAUCAAAAAUGUUCUCUCAAUGCCAAUCGUCAACAAAAAAGAAGAAAUUGUAGGUGUUGCUACAUUUUACAACAGAAAAGAUGGGAAGCCAUUUGAUGAACAGGAUGAAACCCUAAUGGAGUCCUUAACACAGUUUCUGGGCUGGUCUGUGCUCAAUACUGAUACUUACGAUAAGAUGAAUAAACUGGAGAAUAGAAAGGACAUUGCACAGGAUAUGGUGCUUUACCAUGUACGAUGUGACCAGGAGGAACUUCAACAGCUCUUGCCAACAAGAGAGAGGCUUGGCAAAGAAGUGAACGAAUGUGAAGAGGAUGAACUGAUAGAACUUGUAAAAGAAAUGCUUCCAGACCCUGAAGAAUGUGAAAUUUACGCCUUUCACUUUUCAGAUUUUGAAUGGACUGAACUUGAUCUUGUCAAAUGUGGCAUUCAAAUGUAUUAUGAGCUUGGAGUGGUGAAAAAAUUCCAAAUUCCACAGGAGGUCCUGGUGAGGUUUGUUUUUUCAGUCAGCAAAGGUUACCGAAAGAUUACCUAUCACAACUGGCGCCAUGGCUUCAAUGUUGCGCAGACUAUGUUCACCCUCCUUAUGACAGGUAAAUUGAAGCAGUAUUAUACAGAUCUUGAAGCCUUUGCCAUGGUCACCGCAGCUUUGUGUCAUGAUAUUGACCACCGAGGAACCAACAAUCUUUAUCAGAUGAAGUAG
This is a messenger RNA of Thamnophis sirtalis, 1620 nucleotides long. The record is from RefSeq and is a predicted model, not a curated record. Lineage: Eukaryota; Metazoa; Chordata; Lepidosauria; Squamata; Natricidae.